AUGAACUAUGGAAGGAUGGUGGCAUUUUCCCAAGCUACAGAGGCUCGAAAUUUAAAGCUCAGGAUGGAAGAGGAAAGUAGUAGUAGGGCCCGAUCAACGGGCAACUUUGGGGAUUCGUUCGGAGGGCACGGUCAGCAGCAGGGGAGUUGCUUUAGGCCCGGUCAGGGCAGCAGGGGGUCCCACCAUCAGGGACGACCAGGAGGGAGAUUCCAGCAGCAACAAAGCGUCCCAUGCCCUAAGUGUGGGAGGAUACAUUCAGGAGUCUGCUACCUGGACAUGCCAGUAUGUUACGGAUGUGGAAUGAGAGGUCAUAUUUGGAGGGAGUGUUGUGCAUCCCGUCAAGGUGUAGGCAGGGGCACAACUCAGUCAUCCAGUCCUACAGCUGCUACAUCUUCAGCACCCCCUCCAGCUCUAGGUUCUCCAGCACCCACAGGGUGUGGUGCAUAG
Molecule: messenger RNA, 447 nt
Organism: Nicotiana tabacum (common tobacco)
Lineage: Eukaryota; Viridiplantae; Streptophyta; Magnoliopsida; Solanales; Solanaceae
Source: RefSeq, a predicted model, not a curated record